UAUACUUUGUCUCCUCUGGAGACAUCAUUUUACUGGAUGCCUACUCUUGGGUCUUUUUUCUAGAACUUCCAUAACUCUCAAAUAUUAUUGGCUCACUGAGGCACCAGUAGGCACAGCUGAAGGGCAGACUAAGUGCCAGUGUCUCAGUGCCGUUUGGGGCACUCCACUUCAGUUCAUGAUGAGCACAACGCAAAUAGCAGUCCAACCUUUAAAGUAUUAUUUGUGCCAGAAGUUUAUGCCUACAUGACAGAACUACCAGAUAGUGUAAAAAUGUUUGCCUUCUAGCUCUGAUGGGAAGAUGAGCAGUAAUUCAGUCAAGUGAUGUCUUCAGAGCUGCUGAAUUACAGACCCUACACUACCAGCACUCCCAGCUAUCUUCGAGACACCACUGACUUCCUGAGGAAACUGCAAUCCAUCGGUGAUCUUCCUGAAAACACCAUCCUGGCCACUAUGGAUGUAGAAGCCCUCUACACCAACACUCCACACAAAGAUGGACUACAAGCCGUCAGGAACAGUAUCCCCGAUAAUGUCACGGCUAACCUGGUAGCUGAACUUUGUGACUUUGUCCUCACCCAUAACUAUUUCACAUUUGGGGACAAUGAAUACCUUCAAAUCAGCAGCACUGCCAUGGAUACCCGCAUGGCCCCACAGUAUGCCAACAUUUUUAUGGCUUACUUAGAACAACGCUUCCUCAGCUCUCGUCCCCUAAUGCCCCUACUCUACUUGCGCUACAUUGAUGACAUCUUCAUCAUCUGGACCCAUGGAAAAGAAGCCCUUGAGGAAUUCCACCAUGAUUUCAACAAUUUCCAUCCCACUAUCAACCUCAGCCUGGACCAGUCCACAGAAGAGAUCCACUUCCUGGACAUUACGGUGCUAAUAAGCAAUGGUCACAUAAACACCACCCUAUACUGGAAACUACUGACCGCUAUUCCUACCUACAUGCCUCCAGCUUUCACCCAGACCACACCACACGGUCCAUUGUCUACAGCCAAGCUCUACGAUACAACCGCAUUUGCUCCAACCCCUCAGACAGAGACAAACACCUACAAGAUCUCUAUCAAGCAUUCUUACAACUACAAUACCCACCUGCUGAAGUGAAGAAACAGAUGGACAGAGCCAGAAGAGUUCCCAGAAGUCAGCUACUACAGGACAGGCCCAACAAAGAAAAUAACAGAACGCCACUAGCCAUCACCUUCUGCACCAGCUCUCCAACGCAUCAUCAAGGAUCUACAACCUAUCCUGAAGGACGACCCAUCACUCUCACAGAUCUUGGGAGACAAACCAGUCCUUGCUUACAGACAGCCCCCAAACCUGAAGCAAAUACUCACCAGCAACCACACACCAUACAACAAAAACACUAACCCAGGAACCUAUCCUUGCAACAAAGCCCGUUGCUAACUGUGUCCACAUAUCUAUUCAGGGGACACCAUCAUAAGGCCUAAUCACAUCAGCCACACUAUCAGAGGCUCGUUCACCUGCACAUCUACCAAUGUGAUAUAUGCCAUCAUGUGCCAGCAAUGCCCCUCUGCCAUGUACAUUGGUCAAACUGGACAGUCUCUACGUAAAAGACUAAAUGGACACAAAUCAGACGUCAAGAAUUAACAUUCAAAAACCAGUCUGAGAACACUUCAAUUUCUCUGGUCACUCGAUUACAGACCUAAAAGUCGUAAUUCUUCAACAAAAAAAACUUCAGAAACAGACUCCAGUGAGAGACUGCUGAAUUGGAAUUAAUUUGCAAACUGGACACCAUUACAUUAGGCUUGAAUAAAGACUGGGAGUGGAUGCACCAUUAUACAAAAUAAAACUAUUUUCCCGUGUUUAUUUUCCCCCCAUACUGUUCCUCACGCGUUCUUGCCAACUGCUGGAAAUGGCCCACCUUGAUCACCACUACGAAAGGUUUUUCUUCUCUCCUGCUGGUAAUAGCUCACCCUACCCGAUCACACUCGUUACUGUGUGUAUGGUAACACCCACUGUUUCAUGUUCUCUGUGUAUAUAAAAUCUCCUCAUUGUAUUUUCCACUGAAUGCAUCUGAUGAAGUGAGCUGUAGCUCACGAAAGCUUAUGCCCAAAUAAAUUUGUUAGUCUCUAAGGUGCCACAAGUACUCCUUUUCUUUUAGUAGGAACACUAGCACUCUCAACAUUAAGCAGUCAUGGGAUAAGAUGGAAGGUGCUCUCAUGAAUUGGUAACUGGUUAAGAGAUAGGAAACAAAGGGUAGGAAUAAGUUUGCAGAAUGGAGAGAGAUAAAUAGUGGUGUCUCCCAGGGGUCUGUUCUAGGACCAGUCCUAUUCGACAUACUCAUAAAUGAUCUGGAAAAAGGGGUAAACAGUGAGGUGGCAAAAUUUACAGAUGACACAAAACUACUCAAGAUAGUUAAGUCCCAGGCAGACUGUGAAGAGCUACAAAAGGAUCUCUCAAAACUGGGUGACUGGGAGACAAAAUGGCAGAUGAAAUUCGAUGCUGAUAAAUGCAAAGUAAUGCACACUGGAAAACAUAAUCCCAACUAUACAGAUAAAAUGAUGGGGUCUAAAUUAGCUGUUACCACUCAAGAAAGAGAUCUUGGAGUCAUUGUGGAUAAUUCUCUGAAAACAUCCACUCAACGUGCAGCAGCGGACAAAAAAGCGAACAGAAUGUUGGGAAUCAUUAAGAAAGGGAUAGAUAAGAUGACAGAAAAUAUCGUAUUUUCUCUGUAUAAAUCCAUGGUAUGCCCACAUCUUGAAUACUGUGUGCAGGUCUGGUCACCCCAUCUCAAAAAAAGAUAUAUUGGAAUUGGAAAAGGUUCAGAAAAGGGCAACAAAAAUUAUAAGGGGCAUGGAACGGCUUCCAUAUGAGGAGCAAUUAAUCAGACUGGGACUUUUCAGUUUGGAAAAGAGAUGACUAAGGAGGGAUAUGAUUGAACUCUAUAAAAUCAUGACUGGUGUGGAGAAAAUAAAUAAGGAAAUGUUAUUUACUCCUCCUCACAACGCAAGAACUGGGGGUCACCAAAUGAAAUUAAUAGGUAGCAGGCUUAAAACAAACGAAAGGAAGUAUUUUUUCACACAACACACAGUCAACCUGUGGAAUGCCUUGCCAGAGGAUGUUGUGAAGGCCAAGACUAUAACAGGGUUCAAAAAAGAACUAGAUAAAUUCAUGGAGCAUAGGUCCAUCAAUGGCUAUUAGCCAGGAUUGGCAGGGAUGGUGUCCCUAGCCUCUGUUUGCCAGAAGCUGGGAAUAGGCUACAGGGAAUGGAUCACUUGAGGGAUUACCUGUUCUGUUCAUUCCCUCUGGGGCACCUGGCAUCGGCCAUUGUCGGAAGACAGGAUACUGGGCUAGAUGGACCUUUGGCCUGACCCAGUAUGGCCGCUCUUACGUUCUAAAUUUACUGAAGACAGUACUGAGUAGUAAAUAGAUGAAAAAAGCUCCUCUAUUAAGUAUCGUUCUCAUAGGACUAUAUUAUAUACAUUGUACAUAAUUCACCUGUAUUCAAGUCAUGCUUGUGGCCAUUAAAACAAUGUAUUUAGUGUGUGAUGGCUUACAGUGUUACACCAGAGAAAUUAAAAUAAUGGCAGAGACUUUUUUAUACCAGCAUAAACUGAUAUCU
Caretta caretta (loggerhead turtle) is the source of this 3577-nucleotide messenger RNA. Lineage: Eukaryota; Metazoa; Chordata; Testudines; Cheloniidae. The record is from RefSeq and is a predicted model, not a curated record.